AUGGGCUGUGAGUCAAAAACCAGCUGUGAGGGCUGCUCAUGCGACGCCCAACAGCAACCCGUCAACAUCGAAGAUUGUCAGCAAGAGCUUCUAGCCUUGAGAAAACGUACCAAACAACUAGAGUCUGCAUUGGCAGAGCUCAAGAUCCAUGGUCCCUCAAAGGAAAAGUCAUCAUCUCCUCGCGAACUUCGCUCUAGGAAAUGGUUCGGUCCAGACGUCAACCCGUCCAUGGGCGCCAUCUACAUCGAGCGAUAUCUCAACUACGGCCUCUCGAAGGAUGAACUCACAUCCGGAAAGCCAGUUAUCGGAAUUGCUCAGUCUGGAUCCGAUCUGGUUCCCUGUAACAGAUAUCAUUUAGAACUAUCCAAGCGUAUCCGUGAGGGGAUUCGUGAGGCUGGUGGCAUUGCAUUCGAGUUUCCCAUUCACCCGAUUCAGGAGAGCUCGCGACGACCGACGGCUUGUUUGGAUAGGAAUUUUGCGUAUCUUGGGCUUGUCGAGAUCCUAUAUGGGUAUCCGUUGGAUGGGGUGGUGUUGUUGACGGGGUGUGAUAAGACAACGCCUGCAUGUUUGAUGGCUGCUGCUACAGUGAAUAUUCCUGCGUUGUGUCUCAAUGUCGGACCCAUGGUCAACGGCUAUCACAAAGGCGAAUUGUCUGGGUCAGGAAUGGUAAUCUGGAAAGGUCGUGAAUUGUUGGCUGCUGGAGAAAUCACUCGUGACGAGUUUAUCGAGUAUGCCGCAACUGGAGCACCAUCCGAUGGCCAUUGUAACACUAUGGGGACGGCAUCCACCAUGAACGCCCUGGCCGAAGCCCUCGGAAUGGCCCUCCCCGGUUCUGCAGCCAUCCCAGCCCCCUACCGCCAACGAGCUCAAUGCGCCUAUGAGUCGGGCAAACAAAUAGUCGAGAUGGUCCUAACAGACCGAAAACCAAGCGAUAUCAUGACGCGUGAGGCAUUCGAGAAUGCAAUCGCCGUCAAUACAGCUAUUGGAGGCAGCACAAACGCUCCUAUCCACAUCACGGCUAUCGCCAAGCAUGUGGGCGUUGACCUUACGGUCGAAGACUGGGAUACAGUGGGAUAUGAAGUUCCAUUACUACUCAAUAUGCAACCAGCCGGUAAAUAUCUGAGUGAGGAAUACUUCCGUGCCGGUGGCCUUCCGGCUAUUAUGGCCGAGCUACUCGAUGCCGGUAAACUUCAUCCAGAUGUACUUACCUGUAAUGGACGCACAGUCGCAGACAAUGUCCGAGGCAAGCAUUCAUGGGACCGUCGCGUGAUCCGCGAAUACGGCAAGCCAAUGCUUGAGAAUGCGGGUUUCCGUCACUUGAGUGGCACACUGUUUGAUUCAGCUAUUAUGAAAACGUGCGUUAUCUCCACAGAGUUCCGAGAAAGAUUUCUCCAGAACCCGGAAGAUCCAGACGCCUUUGAAGGGCCGGUUGUCGUAUUUGAUGGUCCUGAGGAUUAUCAUCGACGUAUUGAAGAUGAAUCCACCCCGAUUGACGACAGGACACUUCUCAUUAUCCGUGGCGUAGGCCCAUUGGGAUACCCCGGAGCCGCCGAGGUCGUGAAUAUGCACCCACCCGGCAGACUCUUGAAAAAGGGCGUCCAAUCUCUGCCUUGCAUCGGUGACGGAAGACAGUCCGGCACAUCAGGCUCGCCAUCUAUCCUCAACGCAAGCCCCGAAGCAGCAGCGGGCGGAAACCUGGGUAUUCUGCGGACAGGAGACCGGGUUAGGGUUGAUUUGCGACAGCGACGAGUGGAUAUAUUGAUUUCAGAUGAAGAGAUCCAAAGACGACAAGACAAGCUAAAUUCUGAAGGAGGAUAUCAUGGACCGGAGAGCCAGACUCCGUGGCAAGAGAUCUUCAGAAAGGAGACUGAUCAACUUAGUCAAGGGAUGGUUUUGCGGGAGGCUUUGAAGUAUCAACGGCUUGCGCAGAAGUGGGAUGAGCCGAGGCAUAAUCAUUAG
Molecule: messenger RNA, 1959 nt
Organism: Talaromyces marneffei
Lineage: Eukaryota; Fungi; Ascomycota; Eurotiomycetes; Eurotiales; Trichocomaceae
Exons: 3
Coding region: 1-1959 (652 amino acids)
Molecular function (GO): hydro-lyase activity
Source: RefSeq, a predicted model, not a curated record